AAAUGUGUAGACUGUUCUAUCAAGUAUCAAUUUCGAGAUCAAUUUUAAUGAAAACCUUUUAGCAUGAUGGUUUAUGGUGUAGUACAGUCCUUAUGGAUGCUCUCACUCCUCAUUGGAUGUAGUGGGUAUAAUCCAUUAACAGAAGCAGCUGAGAAACACAACUCAAUUAAGAAACUGGACGAAUGUUUUUGUCAAUUAUCAGGUCCAGUUGAUGUUUGUUGUUGUGAUGUAGAAACUGUUGAUAAAUUAAAUACUGAUAAGAUAUAUCCGUUAGUAUCAGAACUGAUAAAGCAGCCAUACUUUAAAUAUUUUAAGAUAAAUUUUAAAAGAAAAUGUCCAUUUUGGUCAGACGAUGGUAGCUGUGUUUUAAAGAACUGUCAUGUUGAACAAUGCUCUGAAGAGGAUGUUCCAGUAUUUUUAAAAGGAGAAGGGCCCUCUGAUCAGGUAGUGUGCAGUCUUAAAUCAGAGGAGGAAACUAAAUUAAGCAGCAUUGUUGGCAAAUUUAGUUCAGAGCAAGUCCAAGAGUUUGCAGAAUGGGCUGUACAUGACGACGAGCAAGAAAACUUUUGUCUUAUGGAAGAUGAUAGUUCAGAGAAUGCUAGUUAUGUUGAUUUGAUUAUCAAUCCAGAGCGUUAUACUGGAUAUUCUGGAUACUCGGCUCACAGGAUCUGGUCCGCUAUACAUAACGAAAACUGCUUUAGGCCAAAGUCUUCAUCUCGUCCUGGCCUUCCAUUAGCAGCCACACUAAUGCAAGAACUGUGUUUGGAGGAGAGGGCAUUCUUUAGGCUAAUCUCUGGACUGCACUCCAGCAUCAAUAUACAUGUAGCAGCUGAAUAUAUACAAUCAGGUGCUCUAACUGACGCUCCCAGGUUCGGUCCCAAUUUGAAUGAAUUUGUGAGAAGAUUUGAUUCAUCAAACACUAAUGGCCAAGGUCCAGUUUGGUUAAAGAAUAUAUACUUUGCCUAUCUUGUGGUUCUAAAAGCAGUCACUAAGGCUGAGAGAGUGUGGUCUAAUUACGUGUUUUACACUGGGAACGAAAAGGAGGAGGAGACUAUUAAUAAAACGAUACAAAAAUUGAUAUCGUCAGCAAAUGGGUGUGGUCACAGUCUAUUUGACGAGAAGCAAUUAUUUAACAAAGACACAGCUAGCGAACUGAAAGAGGAGUUUCGUGCUCAUUUCUUGAACAUAUCACGUAUAAUGGAUUGUGUUGGCUGCAGCAAGUGCAGACUCUGGGGCACACUGCAGGUCCAAGGGAUAGGGACUGCUCUAAAGAUACUGUUCAGUGCCAAAUCUCAUUUUCAUCUAAAGAGACAAGAAAUAGUUGCACUCUUUAAUGUACUGGGAAGAUUGUCGAGCAGCAUAAAAGCACUCCAGGGAUUCAAAUCAAUGCAACAAGUCGACAGACCAGACCCACCACCUCCUGUCUCAGCUCCACCCAACACUCACAGAACAAAAAAAGAACUUUAAAAAUCAAUUCACAUCAACAGAUCAGAUGUAUCAUGCAUAUUCAAUUAUUAGCAUUAGUAUUAUUUAAUUAUUAUUAAAUCAAUUUAUAACAAAUCAACUGUA
This is a messenger RNA of Amphimedon queenslandica, 1569 nucleotides long. RefSeq names its product ERO1-like protein beta. Gene Ontology annotation, molecular function: protein-disulfide reductase activity; FAD binding; thiol oxidase activity. Gene Ontology annotation, cellular component: endoplasmic reticulum membrane; endoplasmic reticulum. Lineage: Eukaryota; Metazoa; Porifera; Demospongiae; Haplosclerida; Niphatidae. Gene Ontology annotation, biological process: protein folding in endoplasmic reticulum. Bases 64 to 1467 code for a protein of 467 amino acids. The transcript is spliced from 13 exons. The record is from RefSeq and is a predicted model, not a curated record.